Messenger RNA from Plasmodium fragile, 2739 nucleotides. RefSeq lists its product as uncharacterized. The transcript has a single exon. The record is from RefSeq and is a predicted model, not a curated record. The coding region runs from base 1 to 2739 and encodes 912 amino acids. Lineage: Eukaryota; Apicomplexa; Aconoidasida; Haemosporida; Plasmodiidae.
AUGUUGACGAAAAAAAAGGACACAAAUGUGAAGGAACAGUUAAAAACCAAGACUAACGGAAUGAAUUACAAAAAUUGGGGGAAAAAUCCCAAAGCAGAAGUAGUAGAUAAAGAGGAAGAUUUCAAACACCUAGAAGAAAAGGAACAUGAAAUACAAAAAAUAUCCAGAAGAAUUUACGAAGAAAAUAGUAAAAUAAAAAAAAUCAAUUUACAUCAUAAAAUAAUUAAGGAAGAAUUUGAAAAGAAAAAAUUAAUCGAUCAAAGUGAUAAAAAAAAAAAAAACACUCCUGAUUAUUACAAAAAAAUUACAACAAAAUUACAGAACAACAUAAAUAAUGUUGAAGAAUACAUUAACAACAUUACAAAUGAUAUAAACAUUUUAAAAAGCUCCAUAGAUGACGAAAGAAAUGAGAGAAUUAUCUACAACAAUAACAUGAAAAUUCUGGUUAAUGAGUACAAUACUUUAAAAAAGAACAUCAGUAAUUUAGUUACACAGGAAAAGGAACAAAACUCGCAAAAUGAAAAACUAAAAGUGGAGCUGAAUGAACUCAUUAAAGAAAAAGACAGCCUGGAGAAAAAACACAGAGAAGAUUUCAAAAUGCUGCAGCAAAAAUUGAAGGAACAAAAAAUAUUAUCGUCUGAACAGAAAAUACAUGAACUAAUCAAAAAGAAGUACAACUGCAAGGAAAGGAGAAAUAACAAAGCGGCAGAGGGGUCCGAGGACGAGUUGGAGCGAAGAAACGAAAGACAUGCUACCUCCUCGGCCGCCAGCAACGAUAAUAACAGUAGAAAUCUCUCUGGGGAAGGAAAUCACACAAAUGAAAACUACUACCUCCUGGAAGAAGCAGACUACGAAGAUGAAAAGAAAAAAAAACUAAAUGCAAAAAUAAUUCUCCUAAAAAAACUAUGCCUGAGAAUCCUAUUCAUUAACGAAUAUCAAAAACAAAAUAUUAAAAAGUUAGAAGAAAACAUUGAAAAUAUGAACAAGGCAAUCAAUUCUAUAAGCAUUUUGACAUCCAAAAAAGGAGACUUUGAUCACAUCAUAAUAAAUUUAAAUGCGUCCAAGGAAAAAAACUACAGUCUUAUUUCGAGAAUUAACCUCCUAAAUUACGAAACGAAUGUUUUAACCAAGUUGAAUAAAAAAAUGAAAGAGAAAUUUAAAAAUAUCAACCUCCAAAAUGACGAAAUGGUUAAUUUAAAGAAAGAAAUUACAAACAAAAUGAACGACAAAAUGACUCAUAUUAAGACAUCCCUACUGAAUAAUCAAGAAACAUGCAAGUUAAAAAAAAAAUGCUUCCACGAUUGUGUCAUGUACUUGAAAUGCCUAUAUGAUUUUAUCAAACAAUUUGAAAAUAUGAACAACAAAUUAAAUCUAAGGACACAAAUUAUAAAUAAAGAAAAAAACUUCCAUUUUAAUUACAUCCACAAGUACAAUGAAGAAAUUCUGGUCGAUGAAAAUCACCUAAAUGACUUUUUAAUAUUUAUUGAAAAAUAUAUUUACGCUCUUAACUUUUACCUUCCUUCACCUACAUUCAAUUACAAAAACUUUAUCAUUGAAAAUCCCAAUGUUAGUGUUCUCGGUUCUGCCUUAUCGGCUCAUUCUAUAGAUUCUGCCUCGAACGAAAACGCUCAGUGUAGCACACUCAACUGUGUCACCUCCGAAAAUGAAUUCGGCGCGUCUGAAGGAAUUUCUCCAGGGGAAGACGGAAAUUUGGUGAAUGAGCCCGUAAAUAAUGCGCCGGUGAAUGUGGAUACACCCAGUGGUGGCGACACAUUCAAAGGGAAUGAUUCCCUGGAUGACACAAGACAGGGAGACAAUCAGAUCGCAAGCAUUCCCGCACAAGGGCACCAAGCGGAGGCGCAGCACAUAGAGGGACACGACCAAAAUUUUGCACCCAAUGAAGUGGAAAACGACCCAAGUGAAGCACACCAAAAGGAGGAAGAACAGAAAAACGAACUUAAAAAAGAGAACGAACUAAGCGACAACCAAAUUGACCAGCACGCUGAGGCGAAUAGCCAGAUGGGCAACCUAAUUCCAGAAGUAGAAAAAGAAGAUCAUAAGUUACAAGAUCAGCAGCAGAAGGGGGAAGAGGGAGGAAAAGAAGAGGAAGAAAAAAAUGCCAUAGAGGGAAAGCAACCAAAGGAGGGGGAACCUCAAAGCGAAACAGAACCAAGUGAUAACGUGGCAGGUGGAAAUGGACAUGGUAAUGAUUUACCAAAUCGGGAGAAUGAAGGUGACGCGUCGGAAGGGGCACCAAAGGAGGAAAGUUCACCUGGCGAGCAAAUGCAGGAUGAAAGUACGCCUAACGAAGAAGUGAAGGUAUCAGAUGAGGAAGAGGCGAUAGUGUCUGGUGUGGACGAGGUGAACGUGGCAGAUGAGGAACAGGCGAUCGUGGCAGAUGAGGAAGAGGAGAUCGUGCCAGGUGAAGAACAAAGCAACGAGACCAAAGGAGAGCAGGAACCUUCACCAAAUGAGGAGCAAGUUAACGCACCAGGGGAAGAACCGAUAAACGCACCGACAGAUACGCAGCAAAGUUUACCGAACGAAGAACCGCUGAACGCACCAAGCGAAGCGCAGACAACCCCCGUCACCCCAGAUAUAGAGGGAGAAAACCAAAACUACAAUUUAAAUCAUUUUAAUUCGCGCAGCAUCGAAUACGAUAAGCUAAAAGAAGAAAUUCCCACCGAAUUAUUAAUGAAAAAAUAUGACUCUAAGAAAAACUCAACGGCUGCAAAUUAG